Synchiropus splendidus (mandarinfish) is the source of this 4192-nucleotide messenger RNA. It is a transcript of the gene relb, whose product is annotated as v-rel avian reticuloendotheliosis viral oncogene homolog B. Bases 1624 to 3096 code for a protein of 490 amino acids. Lineage: Eukaryota; Metazoa; Chordata; Actinopteri; Syngnathiformes; Callionymidae. Gene Ontology annotation, biological process: non-canonical NF-kappaB signal transduction; inflammatory response; regulation of transcription by RNA polymerase II. The record is from RefSeq and is a predicted model, not a curated record. Gene Ontology annotation, cellular component: cytoplasm. The transcript is spliced from 9 exons. Gene Ontology annotation, molecular function: RNA polymerase II cis-regulatory region sequence-specific DNA binding; DNA-binding transcription factor activity, RNA polymerase II-specific.
GUGGAACCAGAACCAUUGACACAAUGGGUCAGUGACUCUGGAGUCACUCCCAGCACUCUACAAAUGCUAUUACACUAUACAAGUAGCAGCACAUUUUAAUACUAGCACUGCUUUCACUUUCCACUGUCAGUUUAUCCACCUCUACUACUCCUACUAAGUGACACAUACUGCUACUAUGAAUGUGCACUGUCUACUUACACUACUACAUUGUACAUCACCCUAAGCUCAUGUCCAUAUUUCUACUCUGCUUCUACCGUUCCUACCAUUAUUAUGAGUUUGAUUGUCGCUCCUACGGUAUAAUCUCAUGUUAAAAUGUCUACUACUACAGCUCUUACAACUGUUAAAUACUGCUACUCUUUGUCCUCAUAAUACUUCCAUCACAAUUACUAAUAAUAAAUAGAACCGUUUUUGCUAUCACUUACUUUUGAUUGUAGUAACGUUGAUGUUACUAUCAUAUUACUUUGUUGACACACACAUACAAGGACAUAUCAGAUCCCUUUUACCUAUAUACUUCCUUGAAUACUACCACAGUGAAACCUUCAAUAUUUGAAAAAUCAUGAUCAAGGAUGAUAUAUUUCGUUUAUCUUACAUUACUAUCAAAACAGCCCCUGACCAGGAAGACCUCCCUCGUGCUCACUCACCUGUUCUCCUCCAGGUACACUGUAAAUACUUAUUCACCAGGACUUCCAUUUCUCGCAAUUGAGUCUGGCCAUGACAGCUACGACCACUGGCACUGCUACAAUCAUUUUUACUAUUACUUUUGUAUCAGUCAGUAUGACUACUUAAACUAUUUCUGCUUUGAAUACAACAGAUAUCACUGCAUUAUUACUUUGUAUUUCUGCCUCCAUUUGCACUGCUGCUGUCAGUAUGAAUAUAAAAACUGCUUACUCACAUGUGUAUUCACAAAAUAUUAGCCGAUAAUAAAGUACUGCUUAGUGUCUUCUUAAGACUGACUGGAGUUUACCAUGGAGUUUUACACUGUUAUUUCCAAAGUGCCACCACUGACUCUCCUAAUUCCACCGUCACUGUUGUGGCUGGGUAAAUAGUGUGUGAACAGGUUUCUUGUGUUUGUUGGGAUGAGGGUGUUGGUGAGUCCGGUGUGUGUGAAGCUGAGGCUGGUUUUUACUGUAAGCCAUGUGACUGCUGGUGAAGCUGAACGUUUGUAAACAGACCUUGACACCACACACAAGUGUUCUGAUAAUCUGUGGGUAUUAUAGGAAGAGAAGGAGGCAGGGAGGAGGAGUUGUGGAGUGUCGUGGAGAAACCGUAAUCCGACACCUAGUUUCAUUUUGUCAUCCUCCGUUGAGAAUGGCCAAACCCACUGGAGGUCAAAGGUUGCAUUCUGGGCUUGGAGAUUGGUCACUGGGCUCUGGGUGACUUCCUACUUUCUGUCGGUGGCUCGAGCUUUUGUUUGGUGUCGUGGAGCGAGGACGUAUGGCAGGCUAACACAGCCGCCGUGCCGUAGCAUGUCUGGGCUGGAAGGCCUUUUGUGAAACAGGAUCCGGAGCAGACCACAUCCAGAUGUGUCAGCAACGGUCCGCAGAGAGCUCGUCUUUUCUCCGUUGACUUCAGUCGACCCUCAGCUUCCCUCAGCAGCUGCCGCAGCGCUGCCCCCCCAGAGAGAUGAACCACCCUCGGCCCACGUCGUCCCGUGGAGCUUCACAUCGAGGACGUGCAGCGCCGUGCGCCGUGACCUCAGAGACCGGACCCCCAGUCUCCUCCCACUGUCUCGGUGGCAUGGAUUUAUUUGACCAGAUUUUGGAGAGACCCAAGCUGGUGGUGGUGGAGGAACCGAAGGAACGAGGCAUGAGGUUUCGCUACGAGUGCGAGGGCCGCUCAGCAGGCAGCAUUCUGGGGGCCUCCAGCACCGACACCAGCCGGACGCAGCCUGCCAUCGAGAUUCAGGGUGUGAUUGAGCACCUGAAGAAGGUCGUCAUCACGGUCUCUUUAGUGACCAAAGAUCUCCCUCACCGGCCGCACCCCCACUGCCUCGUGGGUAAAGACUGCCCGGAGGGAUCCGGGAUCUGUGUGGUCACGAUAAAUCCACACAACAGCCGCCGUCACAGCUUUGCUAACCUGGGCAUCCAGUGUGUGCGGAGGAGAGAACUGGACCGCUCUCUGGACAAGAGAAGGAGCCAGAACAUCGACCCAUUUCAAACUGGCCACACCAAGAGCAUCGAAGACAUGGACAUGAACGUGGUGCGCCUGUGCUUCCAGUGCGAGCUGGAGUGGGACGACGGCCGCAAGGACAGCCUCAGCCCCGUGGUGUCCAACCCCAUAUUUGACAAGAAGGCGACAACUACAUCCCAGCUGAAGAUCAGCCAGCUGAACGUCUACAGGGGACCCUGCACAGGCAAGACUGAGGUCUACAUGCUGUGUGACAAAGUACAGAAAGAUGACAUCGAGAUCGUCUUCAGACGGGGAGCGUGGAAAGCCAACGGGGAGUUCGCGCAGACGGAUGUUCACCGGCAGAUCGCCAUCGUGUUCAAGACUCCGCCCUACCAGGACCAGGACCUGAGCGAGGAGGUGAAGGUCAACGUCAUGCUCCGUCGCCUGUCUGACCAGAUGGAGAGCGAGCCGGUCACCUUCGUCUACCUGCCGUCCAACUCAGACCCGUACGACGUGAAACGCAAGAGGAAGAUCAAGUCUGAUGUCAACUUCAGGGAGAAGUCGUGUGGCACAGCGGAGCAGAGCUCAGCAACUGUGGAUCAGCUCUACGGCUUCCCUCAGACCGUGCCCAUGGACCCCAGACACUUCGAGGACAUGUGUUACAGCGACCACCAGGGCGCCAACAUGAACGUGGAUGAGUUAAAUCUCGACCCCAUUUUGGACUCUCCUGAGUUGUGGAACUUUCUGUCGGACCCCAGCUUCAACCUGCCCAUGCCCUCGGGCUACGACCAGGGGCCCGAGGGCGGAAUGGUGUUCGCCAACUUGGACAUGAACCUGAACCAGCCCGCCGGCUCAUACACGCAGGACUUCACCUCCUUCAAUGACCUGCAGUUCAACCGGAUGGUCUCGGUGAAGCAGAGUGCGCUGUCAGAAGCACCGGACGGCCCCGUGCCCAUGGUCCAGGUGAAGAAGGAGGAGGAGUUGUGAGGUGCUCUCGUGUCACCGGACUUGAUGUGACCCACCCACACUGACUGAAGUGACUGGGAAACAACGUUUUCCACAUUUAAAGGAGCCAGUUACCACUUUUGGGGUGACAUUUUGUUAGACAGUAACGUACCUCUCCAACUGACUUUGGCAUAGUACCUCUGAGAAGGUAACCUGCAAGACAUCAGCGUGUUCCUGAAUUCAACUCUCCUUCAAUCCCCGAGCCCAGUUCCAGAACUGUUACCAUGACGAUGGGCAUGCAUUGAUGAUACCAACAUCAUCAGUUUGAGAUUAUUGAAAACUAAUAAAGCACUCAGCGAGCACCAACCUCCGGCAGUGAAGCAGCUCCUCUGAUUCCACUGUGGUCAGAGUGGGCAGCAGAGGAAGAUGCCGGGCCGUGACUCGACAGCGCAGAAGUCACAGCACUUCCCCUGGUCCCUCACCAAGAAUCCUUCCCACCAGAACAACCGCUGUGCCCUUUCCCACACGUCCUGAAAAUGUUAUUGAAAUCCGUUUGUCCGUUUCUGAGCUAUGUUGCCAACAGACCGAUAAUGAGGCCGACAAGACUCGGGGACAGAUCCAGGAUCAGAUGUGUUUCGUUCACAACGCUGGCUUAAGAAGCCAGAGGAUUUUAGACGUGUGGGUCGGAUGGAUCUGCUUUGGCGACGCCACCCAGUGCCGACACACGUCCUUUAAAACCUGACGGACUACAAGUCACCGUUUGACCCGUCAGGUUCAGUCAAGACUUUAGGUUCAUUUUCAUCGUUGCCAUUACGUUGUUCUCGGGUCAGUUGUGUUCGAGCCUUGCUGGACGAGGGUUCCGCUAACAAUGAUGAUCAUUCCUGAGUAUGUUUGACUUGCUGCUAAUGAUUGUUUUGAGAAGACAGCCAUUAUUUUUACAGGAUACAUAAGGGAACCCAAAUACCACAGUCUCCGCCUCUCUUGAGUCGUGAAAAUGCACAUAUUGUGACGUCUUAAUAUUCCAUGUGUGUGUGUGUCGCCUCACGGGUGUUGUGGGUCUCUUGACUGCAGUUUCUGCCGAGCCUUGUAACCUGAGAGAAUAAAAUACAUCAGUAAAUACGCACUUGUUUGUGAUUCU